AUGCACUCCAACCUCCGGACCAUUUCCUAUCCGGAGUUCAUGGGAAUUGCGAACAGGGGUAGCUGGUGUCAGAGCAAUGGGGAAAGCUUAAACAAAAAGCAGGGGAAGGUCGGGGAGGCUGCUGCGAUAUUGACUGUGACUUCUCCUCCAGGUGCCCAGAUUAUUGAUCUGAUGAUGCUGGUUAUCGAUGUGACAAAAGGGAUGCAGACACAGUCAGCAGAGUGCUUGGUCAUUGGGCAGAUUGCCUGCCAGAAGAUGGUGGUAGUUCUGAACAAAAUAGAUCUCCUUCCAGAGGGGAAGAGACAGAGUGCCAUUGAGAAGAUGACGAAGAAAAUGCAGAAGACCUUGGAAAAUACUAAGUUCUGUGGGUGCCCUAUUGUUGCUGUUGCAGCAAAGCCUGGUGGACCAGAAGCCCCAGAGUCUGAGAAUCCUCUAGGUGUUUCCGAAUUAAUCGAGGUCCUGAAGUCUCAGGCUUACCUGCCAUCAAGAGACCCCUCAGGACACUUCCUCAUGGCAGUUGACCACUGCUUCUCUAUCAAGGGUCAAGGCACGGUGAUGACAGGGACUAUUCUUUCUGGCUCUGUUAGCCUUGGUGACAAUGUGGAGAUUCCUGCCCUGAAGGUGACAAAGAAAGUCAAGUCCAUGCAGAUGUUCCAUACUCCUGUGAAUUAUGCUAUGCAGGGUGACAGAGUAGGCAUCUGUGUAACCCAGUUUGAUCCCAAACUGCUAGAACGAGGCCUGAUCUGCACCCCAGAGUCACUUCACACCAUCCAUGCUGCAAUCAUUUCUCUGAAGAAAAUCCAGUAUUUUCGAGGCGCUCUGCAGACCAAGGCCAAGUUCCAUAUCACGGUUGGCCAUGAAACAGUUAUGGGACGAGUGAUGUUUUUCAGUCCAGCCCCUGCUGACUUCAAUGAAGAAAUUCAAGAAAAUGCUUUUGAUUUUGAAAAAGAUUAUCUUUACCAAGAGGCAUAUUUGUCCAAGGACUCAAAUACGUCAGAGAACAAAGAGAAUGACCAGGCAGGAGGAGUCCAGCUCCCAAGACAUCAGUGGGCUUUGCUAGAGUUUGAAAAACCAGUCACUUGUCCUAAACUGUGCCUUGUGAUUGGCUCCAAGCUGGAUACAGAUAUCCACGCAAAUACCUGCAGGCUGGCGUUCCAUGGAGUGCUGCUCCAAGGUAUGGAAGACAAGAACUACAUAGAGACUUUCCUGCCAAAGCUGAAAGUGUACAAGCUGAAGCACAAAGAAGGACAAGUGGAAAGGGUGAUGGAUGAUUACAGUGUGAUUGGCCGUUCCUUGUUUAAAAAGGAAACAAACAUCCAGAUCUUCGUGGGUCUGAAAGUGAAGCUGUCCACUGGAGAGGAUGGGAUAAUAGACGGUGGCUUUGGACAAAGUGGCAAGUUUAAAAUUCGAAUCCCAGAUGGACUGAAGCCAGAAACCAAGAUGAUGCUUACUGCUGCCUCCAAGAAGAAAUCUAAGGCAGGGAAGGGGGAUACAACCAAAGAGGACGAAAGCAGCAAGAACGACUUGGUCCAACCCGUUACCAUCUCUCUUCUGUUUAAAAGAUAUGUCUUUGACACGCAGAAGAAAAUGAUUCAGUCCUGA
This is a messenger RNA of Nestor notabilis (Kea), 1602 nucleotides long. RefSeq names its product eukaryotic elongation factor, selenocysteine-tRNA-specific (gene EEFSEC). Gene Ontology annotation, biological process: selenocysteine incorporation. The record is from RefSeq and is a predicted model, not a curated record. The transcript has 7 exons. Gene Ontology annotation, molecular function: GTPase activity; translation elongation factor activity; GTP binding. The coding region runs from base 1 to 1602 and encodes 533 amino acids. NCBI's taxonomy places the organism in Eukaryota, Metazoa, Chordata, Aves, Psittaciformes, Psittacidae.